This is a messenger RNA of Cyprinodon tularosa, 669 nucleotides long. RefSeq lists its product as uncharacterized. Gene Ontology annotation, cellular component: mitochondrial membrane. The transcript is spliced from 5 exons. The record is from RefSeq and is a predicted model, not a curated record. Gene Ontology annotation, biological process: regulation of heme biosynthetic process. NCBI's taxonomy places the organism in Eukaryota, Metazoa, Chordata, Actinopteri, Cyprinodontiformes, Cyprinodontidae. The coding region runs from base 151 to 453 and encodes 100 amino acids.
CUGAUUUUCCUGAGAGUCAGUGAACACAUCAUGAAACAAAACUGGCAUGCGCGCUCCGAUAGAAAGCAACGUCAGGAAGUGAAGGCCUAUAGACAGUAAUCUAAUCGGUUUUCGUUGAUCUUUGAUUUGGACCACAGCUCUGCGCUGAAAAUGGACUGGAUUGGUUUCGGCUAUGCUACUGUGGUCAUUUUUGGAGGAUUUAUGGGAUACAAGAGAAAAGGCAGUGUGAUGUCCCUGAUUGCUGGGUUGGUGUUUGGUGGACUAUCUGCUUAUGGCGCUUAUAACAUCUCCAAUGAUCCAAAAAACGUCCUGGUGUUAUUGGGCUCCUCCGGGCUGCUGGCAGUCAUCAUGGGAACAAGAUACAAGAAAUCUGGGAAACUAAUGCCUGCAGGAAUUAUGUCGGGGUUAAGUUUGCUGAUGGUGUUUCGCUUGUUGCUCCUGAUCAUGGUGUGACCAACUGAGAAACCUCUCAGUCUCUCUACGAACCAGUCAUUAUAAAAAACGAGCUUCACUACCAAGUCUGUAUUUCUGGCAGGGUUUUUCAAAGUCUUUAAUUCAUGAUCCUCAUGCGAGUCUGUGUAUGAUUGUAAAUAAUUUCAUGUAAUAAAUAAUUUGAUGUAAUUAACCUGAAUUUACUUACUAAACAUGACAAAAUACUUGUUAACAUUA